This is a messenger RNA of Hypanus sabinus (Atlantic stingray), 1397 nucleotides long. RefSeq lists its product as uncharacterized. The coding region runs from base 218 to 1042 and encodes 274 amino acids. The record is from RefSeq and is a predicted model, not a curated record. Lineage: Eukaryota; Metazoa; Chordata; Chondrichthyes; Myliobatiformes; Dasyatidae. The transcript has 2 exons.
AAACUGCAACGCGCUGCUUUUGAUACACAAGAUACUGCUCGGCGUAUACGAGCCAAGUUUGAAACCAGGAAUAUAGGCGGUGUGUGUUUGUUUGUGUGUGUGUGUGUGUGUUUUCCCUAUUCAGUCAACGUGUAGUUGUGGUUUCCAGGUUCGACAUCCUGGUCGCUUCUGCGUAUCUGAUGUGGCUUCUGUGUGUUUAACUUUUAAGCAAACCAGGAUGUUAUCUCCCUGUUGUCCAAACUCGAAGUGCGGGUGGGGACAGGUGGAUCGGACUGAGGUCUGCCCGGAUGACAGGGCAGUCGAGUGUGAUCACACUGUUGGUCGGUACGGGAGGAUAAGCGACUCGGGAGAUCACUGGGUGCUGAUGGAUAUUAACCAGCUUGAGGAGCAGUAUGAUUCCAUGCGGCAGAGGCAGAAGGAACAGACCCAUGUUGUCUUCGGUUCAGGUGUAAUUAAACAUGCCAGAAGAGAUUUGUUCAACCCACCGAUCAAAACUGUGUCUGUCAACUGCUCAGUCGACAGACCUCCAGCGCUGGAAGAAGACCUUCCUGUCAACAAUAUCAUGCUUGCCUUUCCAAAUAAAGACUAUAUCCGGGAUAGUGAAACACCAUGGCACAUUCAUCUAGAUAUUCACCGUAUGCUGCUGGCUCAGAAAACAGGGCAAAAGAGUCAGGUGGAGGCAGACGAGAGGUCAGAUGUUCAAAGCCCCCAAUUACCUGUGGUGAGCAGAGGCACCUCAGAUGGGGGUGACACAUCAGAUGACGACCAAAAAUCCAAUGGUGAUGCUACAGCAGUUUCCUCCUGCAAAGCCAAUGAGUUAAAGGAGACAUUCCAUUCACUCUACAGAUAUAAUCACCAUAUCCCGCAGAUCAACAAAAGGUUUUCAUUUCCAAAUGAGAGAUCAAACAUAUGGGCAAGCAAAAAUGGUCACGUAACCAGAAUAUCACCGAUCACAAAAGGGGAUUAUUACCCAUUCCCUCACAUGAAGACUCCUAGGAAAUCUGACACCGCCAAGGGCCUUGGUUUAUACAACAAGUAUUAAAAUAUUUCCAACUACAGUUCCCUCAAAAAUGCAAAAUACAAGUGAAACCAACAUCUGCUCCUUCCCAAGAACUUAAUUUUGUUGUUUCUCUUUCUUAAAAAACAUCAUGGAAUCAAUUUAUUUAAAAAAUAAAAUAGCUCUUUAAGAUAGGCUACUAAGUAAACAAACUCGAUCUGUGGUGACAGGACAGGCAACACAUGCAGGGUUACUUCCCUUGAUCAUAAAACUUCUAAACCAGAUGUGUGUGUUAGUGGAGUCCAAAGAAUUUCAAAAAGUCCAUGAGUGAGGCAGUAGUUUUAUUUUUAAAGUGUCAUUAUAAUUUAUGUAAAUUAUGUAAUAAAGUAAACAGAUUAAC